Molecule: messenger RNA, 1489 nt
Organism: Lolium perenne
Lineage: Eukaryota; Viridiplantae; Streptophyta; Magnoliopsida; Poales; Poaceae
Product: WAT1-related protein At5g07050
Cellular component (GO): membrane
Molecular function (GO): transmembrane transporter activity
Source: RefSeq, a predicted model, not a curated record
UCGAGCACCGAGAGCACACACCCCUACGCUCCACGUACCUAGCUCGCCAGCCCAUCUACAUAGUCCGGCAAUGGCGAUGCAGCAGCAGGGCGGCGCCGAGGAGACGCUGAUGCAGCGGUGCAAGCCGUACCUGGCGAUGAUCUCGCUGCAGUUCGGGUACGCCGGCAUGAACGUGAUCACCAAGGUGUCGCUGAACCACGGCAUGAGCCAUUACGUGCUCGUCGUCUACCGCCACGCCUUCGCCACCCUCUCCAUCGCGCCCUUCGCGCUCAUUCUGGAGCGCAAGGUCCGGCCGCGGAUGACCCUCCGGGUCUUCAUCAACAUCUUCCUCCUCGCCCUCAUGGGCCCCGUCAUCGACCAAAACUUCUACUACGCGGGGCUCAAGUACACCUCGCCCACCUUCUCCUGCGCCAUGAGCAACAUGCUCCCCGCCAUGACCUUCGUCAUGGCGGUCAUCUUCAGGAUGGAGAAGGUGAACCUCAAGAAGGCCAGGUGCGUGGCCAAGGUGGCCGGCACGCUGGUCACGGUCGCCGGAGCCAUGCUCAUGACGCUCUACAAGGGCCGCGCCAUGGAGAUGAUCUGGUCUAAGCACACCCACCUCCACGACGGCCCGCACCAGGACGCUGCCGCUGCCGCCAAGGACUGGUUUAAGGGGUCCAUUUUCCUCAUCAUCGCCACCCUCGCCUGGGCAUCCCUCUUCAUCCUACAGGGCCCGACGCUGACGAGGUACAACGCGCCGCUGACCCUGACCAUGCUCAUCUGCUUCGUGGGCACCCUGCAGGCCAUCGUGGUCACGUUGGCCAUGGAGCACACCACCGACGUCUGGAAGAUCGGCUUCGACAUGAACCUCCUCGCCGCCGCCUACGCCGGUAUCGUGACGUCGAGCAUUGCCUACUACGUGCAAGGGCUGGUGAUCCAGGUCCGGGGCCCGGUCUUCGCCUCGGCCUUCAGCCCGCUCAUGAUGAUCGUGGUGGCCAUCAUGGGCUCUUUCAUCCUUGCAGAGAACAUCUAUCUCGGAGGGAUCAUCGGGUCCGUCCUCAUCGUCGCCGGCCUCUACUCGGUGCUCUGGGGGAAGCACAAGGAGAGCGUGGAGAAGAAGGAUAUCGAGGCGACCGAGAUCCCCGUGGCGAUCAAGGGCGUCGAUGCCAACGGCAGGAUCAUGGACAUCGUGGAGCUGGACGAGGUGCAGCUGGAGAAGGCCAAGGCCAACGGCAAGGCGGUCACCAUCUCGGUGCCUGCCGAGGAAGCCCGGAUGCAGCGCGACGGCGAGAACUGACUGGGCAAGAAACUCGUAGGUCUAUUGAUCAAUGGACCUUGUUGUCUUCCCUUCUUUUGCUCUUGGAUCCCUGGCAGUGGGAGGGUAAGCAGUGGUGGUAGUAAUACUAGUAAAAACAUCUAGUGGCAAACUGGUAAUAUGUAUGCUGUGAUGUGAGGGAGAGCUUUGUAACCUCUCUGUACCUAAGCAAGCAGAUGCUUUCAGUUUGGGAUA